UAAAGUUGGGAUGGGCGUGCCGCGUGAGGGGAACUUGGCAAUGUCUUCUCAUGAGCUUAGGGCAUGCUUUUGGCUUCGUUAACUCGGAAAUCCCACCAUCCAAAGUCGAUCCAGGUCCAGCUUGCAAAACUACUAAACCACCCCUAUUUGAUGGGCCUUAACUGCCGUCCUCGGAAUGGAAGCAAAUGGGAAGAUGAAGAAGGAUAGGGUUCAUGCAGUCGUCAAGAAACUUGGUUUGACCGGCGGUGAAGAGAAUAGUCUCAACUGCCCCGAUCCAUGCGAUGGCCUGAAGGAAGAAAUUGAUGCAGAAGAUAUCGUUGGUGGAUUGGAGGAUGCAUCAGGACGGAAUGAGUUCCUGCACGAAGCCUUCAAGAUUUUCGACGAGGAUGGUAAUGGGUUCAUAGAAGCAGUUGAGCUGAAGAGGGUCCUCGAAUGUCUUGGGUUAGACAGAGGUUGGAAUAUGGGAGAUAUCGAGAAAAUGGUUCAUGUCGUUGAUUUGAAUUUGGACGGUAAGGUUGAUUUUAGUGAGUUCGAAUUGAUGAUGGCCCUGUAACUGUUAAUAUGAUACCUAUCGUAAAACUCCAAUCAAGA
Eucalyptus grandis is the source of this 591-nucleotide messenger RNA. Its product is annotated as probable calcium-binding protein CML43. Lineage: Eukaryota; Viridiplantae; Streptophyta; Magnoliopsida; Myrtales; Myrtaceae. Gene Ontology annotation, molecular function: calcium ion binding. Bases 176 to 553 code for a protein of 125 amino acids. The record is from RefSeq and is a predicted model, not a curated record. The transcript has a single exon.